Schistocerca nitens (vagrant locust) is the source of this 534-nucleotide messenger RNA. RefSeq lists its product as uncharacterized. NCBI's taxonomy places the organism in Eukaryota, Metazoa, Arthropoda, Insecta, Orthoptera, Acrididae. The record is from RefSeq and is a predicted model, not a curated record. Gene Ontology annotation, biological process: regulation of transcription by RNA polymerase II. The transcript has 2 exons. Gene Ontology annotation, cellular component: nucleus; transcription regulator complex. Bases 1 to 534 code for a protein of 177 amino acids.
AUGGAACACCUCAUUCAGAUAGUUCAGGACAACCCAGUGCUGUACGACACCAGUCAUCCGGACUACAUGCGGAGUAAAUUGAAGGACGAAAUAUGGAAGAAGGUUGCAGAGGAAUUACAUUACAUCAAUUUGGAAACAGCGAAAGAAAAUUGGAGAAAACUUAGGGAUUGUCAUCGAGAUGCGCUCCGCAGACAGAAAAAGAAGAGUGGGCAAGCAGCGACCUCAAUCCGCCCAUGGCUGUACCAAAAUCAGAUGGAAUUUUUAGUUCCAUAUAUGGCCAACAGAGGUACAGUAACAAAUAUGAUGGAAGAGGUAAAUGCUACAACGAGUGUUGCAAAUGAUGGUGGAGGAGAUGACGUAAUAGACACACAGAGGAACGAAACACAUGACGACUUGGGGACGCCAUUGUCAAAGAAGAAGAAGAAAGCAGAUGUCAGUAAAAUCAUUCUUGAAAGUAUUAGGCCUAACAGCUACGAAGAGAGAGCUAAGAAAAAGAGACAUUUUACGCGAAAGAUCACUGCAUCAAGAAAAUGA